Pterocles gutturalis (yellow-throated sandgrouse) is the source of this 1153-nucleotide messenger RNA. RefSeq names its product mediator of cell motility 1 (gene MEMO1). The record is from RefSeq and is a predicted model, not a curated record. NCBI's taxonomy places the organism in Eukaryota, Metazoa, Chordata, Aves, Pterocliformes, Pteroclidae. Bases 1 to 606 code for a protein of 201 amino acids. The transcript has 6 exons.
AUGCAGGAUAUACCUAUUGUGGAUCUUGUGCAGCCCAUGCUUACAAACAAGUGGAUCCUAAUAUUACCCGAAAAAUUUUCAUUCUUGGGCCAUCCCAUCACGUGCCCCUUUCCCGAUGUGCACUUUCCAGUGUGGACAUUUAUAGAACACCUCUGUAUGAUCUCCGAAUUGACCAAAAGAUUUAUGGAGAAUUGUGGAAGACUGGAAUGUUUGAGCGUAUGUCCCUACAGACAGAUGAAGAUGAACACAGUAUUGAAAUGCAUUUGCCUUAUACUGCUAAAGCCAUGGAAAGGUCAGAGGUUCCGUUACAGUUACUAUGAUGAAUCCCAAGGAGAAAUUUAUAGAUCCAUUGAGCACCUAGAUAAAAUGGGUAUGAGCAUUAUAGAGCAGCUAGAUCCUGUAUCUUUUAGCAAUUACUUGAAGAAAUACCAUAAUACAAUAUGUGGAAGACAUCCUAUUGGUGUAUUAUUAAAUGCUAUCAAUGAGCUCCAGAAGAAUGGAAUGAAUAUGAGCUUUUCAUUUUUGAAUUAUGCUCAGUCAAGCCAGUGUCGAAGCUGGCAAGACAGCUCAGUGAGUUAUGCAGCUGGAGCACUUAUGGUCCACUGAACCACUGAAUGCUCAGGGAUGGCACCUGCACACACUCUGUAUACGGGGUCCCAGCCUAGCCCUUACAAAGAUACAGUCCCUGGUCUUUGGGUAUACUGAAACCUCAAACUAAUAGAACUCUCUUCUUUUCUAGUAGGUGUAGUCCUUCCUUAGUUUCAACUCAUUUAAAAAUGCUUUCUUGUUUAGGACAAUGGAAGGAAGGCUGGUAUUGAAACAUUUUGUGGUUGUUUUUUUUUGGAAAAGGUAAUGGCUAUGAAGGCACGGUGGCAGACAGUCCUUACAAAUACAACAUGUAAAGCAUUUACCAUAUUCUAAAUUUGCACUCUUUGCAGACCUGUGCACAUGUACUCAGCUUUCAGAAUAGUUUUGCAAGUUGUAAACGGAAAAAGGAGUGGAAGCUUUUUAAUAAAAGAUAAAAAAGGAAAACAACGCAUUUAUAAAUGAUCCUGUAUUAGAAUAUAAUAAAACUCCAGUAUAGUCAGUUACUACCCGUGAUGUACAACAGAUAUCUAUUUUAGUUGCUAAUAAAGGGCUACAGAAACCAAAA